Molecule: messenger RNA, 1260 nt
Organism: Mesorhabditis belari
Lineage: Eukaryota; Metazoa; Nematoda; Chromadorea; Rhabditida; Rhabditidae
Source: the annotation of a GenBank genome assembly
AUGAAGUUUCUAGCAUAUUUUCUAAUAUUUGGCUUUGUUUCACAGGGUUUCUCAACGAAAGACAAUGUUUUUGAGCAAGAACGCGCAAAAGCUGAAUUUGAAGCUAAUCUUGGAUCGAUUGAGCAAAAAGAUUUGUCUCCGGGAAAGCUCAAUCAUAUCUCCCCAACUAUACAAAAUCCGCUUAAGACCGAUAUUCUCGGUGACAUUGUGCAGAAAGCGAUUCAAGAAAACGGCUUGAAGAAAAUUGACAAUCAAAACUAUGAGAAAAGCGACGAUGAGGACACCGUUGAGCAUUUCUUGAACUCACUUGAGAAAGAUUUGACAGAUGAUGAGAAUUUGAAGAGAGUGCAAGUUGAGGAAAGUCGCGAAGAGGGAAAUGAUCGAUCGUUGUGGUCGGAUGAGGGAGAUUUUGAGCUCCCAAAGCCGUGGAAGAUGAAGAACGAUAAGAAAAACAAGUUUAAUGAUGAGAGUUUUGAUGAUUCGUCGAUUUCCGAUGAAGAUGAUGAUUAUUAUGAUGAAUAUCCAGAGGAUGAUGAAUACUGGUUCCUGCCGUACGAUCCGGAGAUCGAACUCGACAGAGAUGCCAUCAAUCAAGCGAUGAUCCUUGGAGCGGCAAAGCCAGCAAAACAACAAAGUCUCGUCAUCGUUCACGAAACGGUGAACAUUGGAAAAAUUGAAGUGAAUCAGGUGCCAAAAACCCUUGACAUGCCUCCAUUGGCCGAUCAAGGUUUAGUGAUCAUACAGCCAGAUCUUACACAGAUUCAGGGUCCUCGAUCGAUCGAGCAUUCCACCGAAAAGGCUGAAAGGGAUGUCAGUUCUUCGGAAGAGCUGAAAAGAGCCGAAAUUCACGCUCAUCAGAAACAAAUUCAAGCACCCCGUUUCGCGGGUUCCAUUCCGGAUUCCAGAGAAAGUGCGGCGAAAGAAUCACGAAAAUCGGCAGAAAAGAAACACGAUAAAUCAGAGGAAAUGAGCAUCGAAAUGGAACAUGAUUUGGAGCCGAUCAAUGCCGAGUCUACAAACAUGGCCGAUUUCGAGUACAAACACCGAUUCAUCCAUUUCUCGAAAACGCUUUCCAUUGUCGAUUUCUGCAUCAUCAUUCUCACCAUUGUUUUAUUGGGAUACAUGCUUUCAUUGUUCUGCCAAUUUAUUCAAAGUCUUUGCGCCACGGGACCUAAACACAUCAACGAUAGUAAAGUGGCUCCAGUGAUGGAAAAGCCAUUGCCGGCAAAGGAAAUUAAAAUUGAUAUGAGCGAGACAAAU